Molecule: messenger RNA, 2095 nt
Organism: Dunckerocampus dactyliophorus (ringed pipefish)
Lineage: Eukaryota; Metazoa; Chordata; Actinopteri; Syngnathiformes; Syngnathidae
Gene: ppp1r27b
Product: protein phosphatase 1, regulatory subunit 27b
Exons: 4
Coding region: 365-850 (161 amino acids)
Molecular function (GO): phosphatase binding
Source: RefSeq, a predicted model, not a curated record
CUCAGGAUGUGGAUCCCCCAAAAUGGCAGCGGUCAGAACAACAUCCUUGAUAUUGCAUCUGAACGUAUGUGACCCAGGAGUCUCCUUAAGUUGCCUUCACUACGAUCCUCCCUCCCCCUGCUGCGGAGGUGAUGAUUUGUGGGGGUGAAACGGUCAUGGCUCGUGACCACCGAAGGGAGGAACCCUGACAUGAGGGGACUGCUCAUCUGUGGGGUGUCCUAAAAUAGCCUGACUGAGAGUAUAAAGAGGUGUAAGGGCAGGUCUGGCUUCCAAAGGAGCAGCUCCACACUCGAGUGAUACAGAACGUGUGAGGAAGAAACCAUCAAGGACGACAAAUCUUCUCUAUUUGAACUGACAUAGAAGGAUGAAGUACUACCGCUACCCCGUGUCUCAGACUGUGGGACUUAGAGCUUACACCCAGGACAAGUACAGAAGCUCGGUAUCGCAGAAGCCCCCCCGCAGCGUCCACUUCCCCCACGACAUUGUCUUCCAAGACUUUGUACGGCACGGCGAGUUGGAGAGGAUUGGACGCUUCAUCCGCGCCAGAAGAGUCAGCCUGGACACCAUCUACCACUCUGGUAUGGCAGCCAUCCAUGAGGCAGUACUGUCUGGGAACCUUGAGUGUGUGGAGCUGCUGGUCCACUAUGAAGCAGACAUCCACCAGAGAGACGAGGAAGGGUGGACACCACUUCACAUGGCCUGCAGCGAUGGCUUCCCUCACAUUGCACGCUACCUCCUCUCCCUUGGCGCCGACCCAAAUCUGGAAAACAACAGCGGGGAGAAGCCAGCUGACCUCAUCGACCCAGACAACAAGGAACUGCUGGACAUCUUCGGCCCGGUCGACGACUGAGAACCACUAGUUUCCGCCGCUCGACUGUUGUGCAUGAUGAAGGCACGAUGAGUUCAGUAUCUUCAAGCGGAGAGCUGCCUCAACCGUGGAGGUGAUGGUGGACGCCUAAAGGAAGGAAGCCUGACAGAGCAGGCUGGUACAUGGACUUCCAAGAACCACUUUUUACCCUGCAAUGACUUUCAAUGAACACUUUGGUCUUAUUUGACAUGAUGCUGGAAGGAGGACAAGACAGCCUGUGUUUCCAUUUGAGACACUCUACUUAGUUCCUCAGUGAGUGAAUUUUGACAGCGAAGUGCUGUUCCAAAUCCAUUACUGUCGUUGUGUACUUUGCGGAAAUGACGGUCAUAAUAUUUACCUGCUUCUUAUUUUCUCCUUUUUAAUGGUGAAUUGCAACCAAUCAAGUUAGCCCCCUUCUCAUUUUGCUGCGUAGCCAAGAUGGCGGAUAUUGAGAGUGGUACGUUUCCUGCGCUGCACAGUCACUGAGUGCAACGUCAGAGUACUGACAGUGUACUGCAUUUUGUCUUACUCCUCGGCGUGAACGCACUGAUACACUCAAGGACUUAAGUAGGAGUAUGGAAGUCCGCCACUGUGCGUGCUACAUUGUGUUAGCAUUCUCCAAGUCAAAGCUCAAUGAAUGUUUGGAAUAGAUUCUAGCAUUCAGCAAACUGACAACUGGACAGAUUUCACAUUGUAAAGUUUUGUUAUUUAUUUUUCUACUUUUUCAAAUAAACUGUAGAUACAAUUCCUCAGAUUUAGCUUCAUUUCUCGUCACUGUUAUCAAUAUCAGCGCCAGCAACUACUCUUAUUUGCAUGUUCUCCCCGUCCAUGCGCAGGUUUUCUCCAGGUAAAUUCUCUAAAUUGUCCGUAGGUAUGAAUGUGAGUGUGAAUGGUUGGUUGUCUAUAUGUGCCCUGCGAUUGGCUGGCGACCGGUCCAGGGUGUACCCCGCCUCUCGCCCAAAGUCAGCUGGGAUAGGCCCCAGCAUACCCGCGACCCUAGUGAGGAUAAAGACAAAGAUGCUAGUCUAAACAUUACAAACCAAAGUAUGGAAGUUUGUGACACAGUCAGUGCGGACGUUAUGUACUUUGUAUGUUAGCAUCUGUGUGUGCUACACUGCAUUAGCAUCCUCCAAGAAAAAUCUAAAUGAGAGUUUAGAAUAGAUUCUAACAUUCAGCAAACUGAUAACAGGACAGAUUCCACAUUGUAAACUUUUAUUUUUAUUACGUUUUUACUUAAUUUUCAAAUAA